GAUAAUAUCUAAUGAGAGUAGGUAUGAGUAACAAAAGUCGGGCGUGUCCUUAUUAAUGAGUAACUCGCUUAUUAAGUGAACAAUUCGUUAGAGUUUCAGUCACAAGUCGUGAAAAGCUUCUCGGAACAUUAUGAUCUUGCCAUACCCAAGCUAAAGUGACGUCACUCAGGUGUUUUGCGUCCACCUGUAUUCAGUGUUGUUAUUCCGCGGUAAUAUGGCGGUUAUCACCCACCUGAAGUUCAAAUUGUUCAUAUUCUUGUGUAGUGAGCUAACUUGUGUUGUUCUUGGACAAAACAGACAAUACAGACCAAACGUGUACGGUUCGUACGAUGACCGAAAUCAGUUCAGUCAGUACAACAACAACCCGUACCAGAUCCCGAACCCAGGUGACAGGGAUUACAGGACGUACGUCUACAAGGGGAGGCGUUACGGGCAACAGAACAAUUUUUACAACAACAGGUGGCGUCCUGGCGACCCCCGAAUCCAGGGCCAGGACGAGCAUUUCUUCUACGACCAACAAGGGAAUGGGGAACCGAUCCUGCCAGGGGUUUUGGGCGGUUGGCGGACCGACUUGCAAGGGAAGUUCCGGUCGCAGACGAAGGACAAAAAAAGGGAUAUUUUCGUGACGACCACGCACGGACAAGUCCAGGGUUUUCUGGUGUAUUUGUUCGAUAAUCCAGACCCGGAAUCGCUCUACAGACCCGGGUCGGAGUUCAUAGAACGCGAGUAUGGCAUGACUGAGGUCUACUUGGGCAUUCCUUACGCCGAACCCCCGAUUGUCGAAGCAAGAUUUAAGCCUCCGAGGUGGCACAAAGGCUGGCAGUUGCUGCAAGCGGUCGACUUCGGACCCGCGUGCCCGCAACCAGCUCGCUACGUGGGCGCGACUAAAGGUAUAAGAGACAUGGACGAGGACUGUCUGUACCUCAAUGUCUACAAGCCGCCGACUAGUGAAGAGGGGGUUGGGAAGAGGUUCCCAAUAAUGGUCUACAUCCACGGUGGCGAUUUUAUCAGAGGCGCUUCUAAUACGUUUCCAGGGCACAUCAUGGCAACUUUUUACCAAGUGAUAGUCGUGACGAUUAACUACCGUUUAGGUGCGUUGGGUUUUAUAAGCACUGGCGAUGUCAAUUCACCGGGGAACUACGGAAUUUUGGACCAAGCCAUGGCUUUGAAGUGGAUUUAUGAAAACGCGGAGAGUUUCAAUGGUGAUAGAUACAGUAUCACGUUAUUCGGACCAGGGGCUGGGGCCGCUUCCGCGGGCCUCCUCAUGGUAGCCCCCCAAACGAAAGACAUGAUCUCAAAAGUCAUAGCUCAAAGCGGCUCCGCCUUAGCUGACUGGACCUUGAUCGUGGACAAAUACCGGGCCCAAAACACUAGCCGCGUUUUUGGCAAACUCAUAGGCUGCAGCAUUGAGUCGUCCUGGAAGCUGAUGAAUUGUCUCAAACAAGGGCGGAGUUUUUACGAAAUAGGUAACUCGGAGUUCCCGCCUGAAGUCGGCCUAUUCCCUUGGGCACCGGUAAUGGAAAUGAACGUCUCAAUGCCUUUCUAUGAGGGAUGGCAAGAGAGCGAUUGGCAUUUCCUUAAGGAAACUCCCGAGGAUUUGAUCAGAAAAAAACACUUCAACCCUUAUUUGAAAUAUAUGUCGGGGGUCACCCUUCAGGAAGCUGCAACUUUUAUCACUUCGAAUAAGUCACUCGAGCCCAAUUUCAUUAUCGACCAAGAGUUUUUCGACCAAAAAGUCAAAGAACUCGUGCUUCGCUACAAUUACACGUUAAAUCCCAACGGCACCUAUGAGGCCAUCAAGUACAUGUACACCUACUGGCCUGAUCCUAACAACAAAACACACAUUCGCGAUAAAUAUAUACAGAUGCUCUCCGAUUUUCUCUACACCGCUCCGAAUGACAAAAUAGUGAAGCUGCUGGUGGAGCAAGGGGUUGAAGUCUACAUGUAUGUCCUGAACACCACAAUUGAGUCGUUCAAACUGGAGGAAUGGCGAAAAGUCCCUCACGACAUUGAGCAUUAUUUGCUUUGCGGGGCCCCGUUUAUGGACACUGAGUUUUUCCCUGAGGGUUUCUCGCGGACCCAAUGGACGAAUAACGACAGAAACAUGAGUCAUUUUUUCAUGCAAGCUUACACGAAUUUCGCAAAAUAUGGCAACCCAACGUACACCCAAAUCCUGGGCAUACAUUUCGAAGUUGCCAGACAUGGGGAACUCAAAUAUCUGAAUUUAAACACGACGUACAAUUCGUCAAUUAGGUGGAAUUUCAGACAGACAGAGUCGGCAUUUUGGUCGCAGUACUUGCCCACAGUUGUGGGCCAUCUUGUCCCGACCUAUCCGCCCACCACUGAGUAUUGGUGGGAACCACGAGCGCCGCUGCAGAUCGCCUUCUGGAGCAUGUCUGCUGCGUGUCUCCUCCUGGUCGUGCUUCUUGUGGUGUGCUGUAUGCUUUGGCGGAACGCGAAAAGGCAAUCCGAUCGUUUUAUCUACGAUCCUGACCCGGACGAAGGAGUUGACAAUACGAGGCUUACAAGCGCGUACGAUUACGCCGAAAAACUGCGAACACCGAUCAGUGUUCCGCCGCGAACAAACAGUGCUUCCACGUUUCGAAGUGAAAGUGCCGUGUCACUGAAAGAAGCCCAAGGCUUCGUGAGCAGUAGUCCCAGUGAAGAUUAUCCGAGGAAAGGCACUCCGGUGCUGUCCCACAGACACAAAAGCAAAGCAGAGUUGGCGCAAGGGGUGCCACAGACUGAUGUUUGACCAUUUGCGCCAUCUAGGUCCAGUUUCAUGACCACAUGUGUUCUUUCAUAAAAGACUUAUGGGUACAUAUAGUAGACUAAGCUUCCGUCCAUGAUACUGUUAAUGACACUUAAAGGUUUAUGUAUACGUAUUUUUAUAUAGCAAAGAGUUAAACUUAAUAAGUACUUGUAAGGCAAUAUGUUUAAGCAAAUAAAAAUCAAACAUUUUUACAACCGUACCAAAGAACAAUAAAUGAACAAUGAAUCGGAACAGGACGCCACAAUAAAAUUUUGCUUAUUUUCUAACUAAAAUUGUAGAUCUCGUCUCAAUAAAGUUUUAUAAUGUUUUAUAA
Molecule: messenger RNA, 3086 nt
Organism: Tribolium castaneum (red flour beetle)
Lineage: Eukaryota; Metazoa; Arthropoda; Insecta; Coleoptera; Tenebrionidae
Gene: Gli
Product: Gliotactin
Exons: 9
Coding region: 215-2755 (846 amino acids)
Cellular component (GO): tricellular tight junction; cell surface; plasma membrane
Source: RefSeq, a predicted model, not a curated record